UCUGUCUUCCCAUAAUUCCACUACCCGGAAACAGCGCACAGUGUGAUGAGGCGCGGAAGUAUCGCGGGGGAAUUCCUCGACAUUCUGCACCUAGCCGAGCUUUUCUGGACGGUUUUAGCUCAUUUACUUUAUCAAACUCAGUUUUAACUUUCCAGCUCGGUGAGGCUGAAGAUGUUUGCCGACCUUAGCGUCUGUGGUUGACUAUAAACCGGGCCGUGUUUCCUUGGCGGAAGACCGACAGUCAGUGGAUCUGUGUUAGCGCAGUUGGUUAAACACUGUGAACGGCUUAGAAAAGGUAGUAAUNAUGGUCCAACCACAGCCGUCAGGUGGUUGCACUCUGCAGUGGGAGCUGACUGGAGAGGAGACUGUAGGUGCCGAGGGUCAAGGGUCACUGAUGGCCAGUUCGCAGGGGUCUAUGAGGGUCCCUCCUGAAUUAGCGGGAAAUGAAGUGGUUAAUAGACUCAUAGCAGAUAAUCAUCAGCUACGAGAGGCUCUAAAGCGAAGCAAUGAUGCCCUCAAAGAGAGAUGUGAAGAGAUGGAGGGGUGGCAGAGGAGGUCGAGAGAGGAGCGCGACUUCCUGAGCUGUAGAUUUCGUGAGGCCAGAGCUUUAGUGCAGCGACUGGCACAGGAAAAUCAGAGCCUGUUGGGACAGCUCAACCACAGCAUCAGUCAAACAGAGAGUCCACGUGUCGGCAUCUCUAAAGAGACUGGAAAUCAAUGCCAGGACCAAGAGCUGAAGUGCACCAAUGUCCUCAUGGACUCACCAGAAGUAUUAAAUGAAGCUGUACUGACAGACCGAUCUGAAAGAGAUGCUUACAGACACACAAUGCCUCAAAGUUUGCCUGCUGAGGGCUCUAAUGAAUUUCUGAAAUUGCUGAAAAGUCACAAAGAGAAGCUGGAGGAAGGGAUGAGGGUACUGAGGAGGAGGAAUGAGGAGCUGGAGAAGGAGAAGGCAGAGAAUGAGAAAGAGAGAGAAAAUCUCCACACCACUGUGGAGCAGUUACGCUCCAAACUCACUCAGAAUGUUGGUGUUACUGAAGAGUCAGUUCAGCAGACAUGUGCUCUCACCGUUCCUGCAGAAAGCUCUCACUUGGCUAAACUAACUGAGCAGCUUCAGGCUACACAAGGCAGGUACAGGGAGCUCCAGGAGAAGCUGGACUGCCUUCAGAAGAACUCUGUGCAGAGAGACAGAACUGAGGCUCUACUCAAACAGAAAGAGAAAGACUUUAUUCAGCUGACAAAGGAUAGUGAAGCUCUGAGAGCUCAGGUCACGUCCCUACUCGGUGAGUUGAAUGAACGACAAAACUGGCUGGAGAAAAGUGAAGCAGAGAGACAAAUUUUAGAGGAUAAGUUGUGCAAGAAGACCGAACGCCUGCAGAUUUUAGAGAGAGAUAUGGAGCAACAGAAGAAGCAGCACAGUGUGACAGUGGACAAUCUUUUACUGCAGACACAGAACCUAGAAACUGCACUGAAGAACGAGAGGCUAGUCAUAGUGGAGGAGAGGAGGAAGCUGGCCCAACUCCAGCAUGCAUACACAUGUCUGUUUCAGGAUUACGAUAAAAAACUUAAAAGUGAAAAGCAAGCCAAUCAGAGGAGUGGAGAGGCGGACACUCUAACUAACAGGUUAGCAGAGGCUGAGAAAGCUCUGGCCCUGAAACAGGAUCUCAUCGAUAAACUCAAGGAGGAAACGGAGCAGCUGAGAGCUACAUUAGAAACUAUACCGGUGCUGAACGCUCAGGCAGAGAUCUAUAAGAUGGACUUCCUGGCUGAGAGGGAAGCCAGAGAGAAACUCAAUCAAAAGAAGGAAGAGUUGCAGGAGGGGCUGAGUAAGGCAUUAGUCGAGAUAGACAGACUCAAGCAAGAAGGAACUUCACGGUACGAAAAGAGAUGGACAGAGUGACUAC
Molecule: messenger RNA, 1904 nt
Organism: Sinocyclocheilus grahami
Lineage: Eukaryota; Metazoa; Chordata; Actinopteri; Cypriniformes; Cyprinidae
Product: NF-kappa-B essential modulator-like
Exons: 13
Coding region: 305-1900 (531 amino acids)
Biological process (GO): positive regulation of canonical NF-kappaB signal transduction
Cellular component (GO): IkappaB kinase complex; cytoplasm; nucleus
Molecular function (GO): K63-linked polyubiquitin modification-dependent protein binding
Source: RefSeq, a predicted model, not a curated record